AUGUCUUACUCCACGAUCGUCAGCAACAACUGCUUCCUCUCUCUCGCUACAAAGUUCACUGCUCGUGGAUCUCGUCUUCAGUGUACAUUAGCAAUGGCUCGAUCGGCGGUUGAUGAGACAUCAGACUCCGGAGCUUUUCAGAGAACCGCAUCAACAUUUCGAAACUUUGUUUCAAAAGAUUCCAACUCCCAGUUUCCAGCUGAAUCCGGUAGAUACCAUCUCUACAUAUCGUACGCUUGUCCAUGGGCUUCUAGAUGCCUCUCAUACUUGAAGAUCAAAGGACUUGACCAUGCAAUAAGCUUCUCGUCUGUUAAACCGAUUUGGGGAAGAACCAAAGAAAGUGAUGAGCAUAUGGGAUGGGUUUUUCCGGAUUCGAACACCGAGGUUCCAGGAGCUGAUCCUGACCAUCUUAAUGGUGCUAAGAGUGUAAGACAACUCUAUGAGAUUGCUAGUCCGAAUUACACCGGGAAGUAUACUGUUCCUGUUCUGUGGGAUAAGAAGCUCAACACUGUUGUGAACAAUGAGAGUGCUGAGAUUAUCCGGAUGUUCAACACCGAGUUCAAUCAUAUCGCCAAGAAUCCUGAUCUCGACCUUUAUCCUUCUCAGCUCCGAGCUAAAAUCGAUGAAGCUAAUGAAUGGAUUUACAGUGGGAUAAACAACGGUGUCUAUAGAUGCGGGUUUGCCAAGAAACAAGAACCUUACGAGGAGGCGUUUAAGCAAGUGUAUGAAGCAUUAGAUAGAUGCGAGGAGAUUCUUGGAAAAGACCGGUACAUUUGUGGUGACACUUUGACUGAAACAGAUGUCAGAUUGUUUGUCACUCUUAUAAGAUUCGACGAGGUUUAUGCGGUCCACUUCAAGUGCAACAAGAAGCUCUUGAGGGAGUAUCCGAAUCUGUUCAACUACACCAAGGACAUUUACCAGGUCUCCGGUAUGGAGAGCACAGUGGACAUGAAUCACAUCAAGCAGCAUUACUACGGAAGCCACCCUUCGAUUAACCCUUUUGGGAUCGUCCCUCGUGGACCAAACGUUGAUUACUCUUCGCCGCAUGAUCGACACAGAUUCUCCAAAUGA
Molecule: messenger RNA, 1071 nt
Organism: Microthlaspi erraticum
Lineage: Eukaryota; Viridiplantae; Streptophyta; Magnoliopsida; Brassicales; Brassicaceae
Source: the annotation of a GenBank genome assembly